Molecule: messenger RNA, 3630 nt
Organism: Selaginella moellendorffii
Lineage: Eukaryota; Viridiplantae; Streptophyta; Lycopodiopsida; Selaginellales; Selaginellaceae
Product: light-mediated development protein DET1
Exons: 22
Coding region: 1197-3482 (761 amino acids)
Biological process (GO): protein ubiquitination; positive regulation of proteasomal ubiquitin-dependent protein catabolic process
Cellular component (GO): nucleus; cullin-RING ubiquitin ligase complex
Molecular function (GO): ubiquitin protein ligase binding; ubiquitin-like ligase-substrate adaptor activity
Source: RefSeq, a predicted model, not a curated record
ACUUUCUCUAGUGGCAUGCCUUUCCAAUAGCGAAGGUUGUUUCCACAGGGGUAGCGUUUUAAAUCUUCUUAGAGCCGCCGUCAUCUCGGUCUUUACCUUGGAGCGCUAUGCCGGUGGCAGCGAUUCUCGGGGCAUUGGAGACCAUGGAAUCGCAUUCUAGCAAAUGAAACAGCCAAGCUUCACUUCUUUUUCUGUCCAGUGCGCGCGAUGACGUUCGAGUGCAGGGCCACCAAUUCACUGGCCUUUGCAACAUGCCAGUCAGGAGCGCUUGGUGGUAAUGGUACCAUGUCACCUUAUCUAUUCAAGGGCGCUCAAGCUUUUGGUGGUUUGGUGGGCGCUACACGUCUCGAUUAAAGGCGAGAGCGGUGGUCAUAUAUUCCAGGGCCGAUUGAGACCGCCAUCUGUUACUAAGCAAGCAAGACGCGGACGUUGUUCCAUCGGUUGCGGAGUUAUGUACAAGGGCCAGUCCCCAUGACAGCUGCAGGCAAGCUGCAGGCAAGCUGCAGGCACGUAUAUUUCUUGGAUGGUCAAGGGUGUAAAUGCAAUGUCUCCGUCGCUGUCCACGGGAGUACCAAAUGCAUAUUCCAGCUUUGUGUAAAGCUAGCUUUCGUGCAGCACGCAGACUGUUCCUUCUGUAUUCCAGGAAAAGACAAAGACAAGCUGGUUUGGCGCUUGAUACGUAACAUCUGAUAUGAUACAACUUGGCGAAGAUAAGUCAAAAAACGAACGAUGGAUGGCUCAUUGCAGCCAGUGAACUUGAGACGACAUCUUUGCAAGAUUGCUUUGUAGAUCUAAAAGGCAGGAGUGAGGAGGAAAAGAGCUCUUUUCCGGUAGCCUUCUAUCCCCUCCGCCCAAAAGAUGCCAUUCUAGAGGCUAUCAAUUCAAGGGUCUACAUCCACCACAGAGAAGAGAGAGAGGACUGGAAGAAAGAGAGAUAUCAAGGCCAGCAGCGUGGAAUCAGGUGGGCAACAGCAUUCUCCUCUUUUCGCCUCCACCGUAUUCUCAUGUGCCUGUGAUCCGUGCCUCUUCUCCGGAAAGCAUUGCUAUCGCUAUGAGUAGCUUGUUAUGAACGGCGAGUUGAGGCUCCAGCGGCGAGAUCUUCUCUUUUAUGGGUAUGGCAGCCGCUCUUCAUUUUCCCUCCCGCCUCGUUCUUCUCAGCAGAAGUCCUUGUAAAGAGGCUUCUCUUUCCGGCUCGAAUGGUGAAACGGAGUGAGAAUAUCACUCACAGGCUGUUCAAUCGACAACUAAGUUGCAAACCUUCUGGCUCUCAGUUGCACACGGUGAGGACUUUGUACGAGAAUAUUGUACCAAGUCAUACUGUCUACGAUGUGGAGUGUCCCGAUCAUACAUUCCGCAAAUUCACCAACGACGGCCAGUACUUGAUAGCUUUCACUCGAAGCUUCCAGCACCUGGUGGUUUAUCGUUUCAACUGGUUGAAUUUUUGCGUCAAAGGUGAAGCUGAAGAUGCCGAGCUCCCUCCGAAAGCAGCAAAGUUCGAGAGCUUCUUCACGGAGCUUUAUUGUGUUGCUUUGGCCACGGGAACUGAGACUAUUUGUAAGGAUUUUUUCUUGACGACGGAGAAUGGAGUCUAUGGACUGUUCGCAACAUCUACGGGCCCUGACGCUGAUGCAGCUUCGGUUCAAGGAGCCGUUCCAGGCGUGCCAUCGAUUGAGAAAAUAAGAAUUCUGGCUGUGAGAUUAGCGGAUGGUAUUAUCACGGAUGAUCGUAUCUAUCAUGACGAUUUCAUCCACUUAUCUCACAACAUGGGGGUGUUCAUGUAUGAGGAUCUUUUGGCGAUUCUUUCGGUUCGAUUCCAAUGCGUUCACAUCCUGCAGAUAAGAGAUUCUGGCACUUUUGUAGAUGUGCGAAGUGUUGGCGACUUUUGCCAGGAAGAUGACGAGCUUCUCGUCAGUUCUCAAACUCAAAAAGAAGCAUGGUAUCAGAGCACACAAGCUGUCCUACAUAAAGAGAACGAGACUACGGAGUCGAGAACCAGCUUGGAGAAGGAUUCCAAGAUCCUUCGCGACGACAGGAACUCAAGGAACUAUAAUGAUCAUGACUCCAGCCACAUUCCCGUCGGAUCCGAUUUCGAGUGCUAUUUCAGAGGGCUGCUUGGUGCCUCUUCUUCUGGGGCUGGCACAUCUUCUCAAGGCGUCACCGAGUUGCCAAUGACUUAUACAGCUUAUACACCUUUGAUAUUAUCCUAUGACAUGACGGGUGCUCGUCACGGCGACCAGAACCAGCAGAGCAGCGUCAACAAUGCAAACGCGCAGAGACGGACGGAUUUCGUCCUGAGUAGCAGGACACCACACCAGCAAGAUUUUGAAGCUAGAAGUGAGCUUGGUCAUGUUGACGACUCAUCUGGAUUAACUUUGGGAACAACGGGAGAAGCUGGCCAAAAUGUGACUCCUGUCUCCUCGAGUGGAAGCAGGCACGUAAGUGGAGGUAGAAAUAUUUGGGAGCCGGCGUAUGCUCACUCACGGGAUCAUCAUAGCAGCAGCAUUGAAGCUACGACUACAAAUGUUUCCACGCCUGUCACCAGCAGCAGGAAUGACGUCGUUCACAGUUUGCCGAGAGCUUUUCCUAGAAGUCUAAGUGAAAGUAACGCAAGGUCUGGUCGAGAGCAAUCCAAUUCAUCAUCCGAAACAGGACCGCCGGUGCUGGGCGGUAUUAAACAGCGGCUCCUUUCUUUUAUAUUCCGAAGUAUUCUUGAGCAUGACGACGAUCAUGUCCAGGUGACUUUGCAGCGAGCGCAACGCUUGAAACGUUUUUACUACCACUUUCAGCAUUACACGGAGCUGGUGAUGUGGAAGGUGCAAUUCUUGGACCGCUACCAUUUGCUGAUUAAGUUUGGCAGUGCGGAUGGAGUGAUUUCUCGGAGCUGUGAUGUUUCUCAGCAGCUUGCAUUUUUCGUGGUAUACAACUUUGAGACUACGGAGAUUUUGGAGUUCCAACAGAACUCUUCCCUAGAAUUGCUCCAGCUGUUUGAGAACUUCGCGGAUCACUUUCGCUCCGCACAACGCUACCCCGUGUACAUGAACUACGUGACAUCGUUUUCAAACAACGUGUUUGUGCGAGAGCAAAGCCGUGAGCAAAAAGUAGCCUGCAUCAAUACCAAAGCCAGCAACAAAGCGAACAGCUUCGCACCCAUUGCUAGGCGUACACUUGCAUCGUUGCCAGUAAACUCUCAGUCCCAAAGCCCUUCUGUGUAUUUCGACCAUUCACUCUUCCAUUUUGAUGAGAAGCUUAUCUCUGCUACUGAUCGACACAAGCCUUCCAUGGAGCAUCCUAUCAAGUUCCUAUCUCGAAGGAGACCACACAUUUUGAAGUUCAAGAUCAAUCCAGGUCCAGAGAAUGGUGCCAACGAGACUCGGAUCAAGCGAGUUGCUGCGUUCGUGUUCCAUCCAAUUUUUCCGUUUGCUAUAUCGAUUCAGCAAUCCUUCCUCCAAGCGUCGGUUGUUAACUUCCACUUCAGGAAAUGACCCUCGCUCUUGACUGUAAACAUUCUCUAGCGUAUAGUUCUCAGCUCUGGAUUUUUCUGUUUUCUAUGAGAUCGUGAUUUUUGGCUUUCACAAAUAUAACGUGUUAGCAAUGCAUCAAAUCAAAUAGUAAUUUACUAGCGUUGUAAUA